AUGUCGAGCCCGACCAGAGAGUCGCUCCCGCCGGCUUUUGCGCCGAGUCUCGCAACCGAACUACACCCUCCGCCAUCGCCACGCACUCAUCGCCAACUGCGGAAACUUCAGUCGGCGCACAAUUUAGGUGCUGCUGCGCGAUUGUCCUCGAGCCUAUCCUCCAGCACGUCCUCCGCGAGUCUGAUCAGCCUGCAGAGGUUUAAAGAGCUACAGAACCGCGAUGCCAGCCCUACGAGGCGGGUCGUUAGCAACCGCUCGCCCGGGAGGCAUCGCUCCAACAGCGAUCUGACCUCACCGGCGAGCCUGCUCAAUGCUGGCGCCAUGGCCGUCCGGCAGCGGUUCGCAAUGAGUAAGACCUCUGCUGCUGCCGACGCUGUGUCGCUGGAGCGCCUUCUCCGUGACGGUCCACCCGAUAGCGACGUUGCCUCCGCACUGGAGAGCGCCAGACUCAAAGUGUUGGAUCAAGGCAUUAAGAGUGACAACGAUGGCAUGUCGUCGGUUCGCAUAUACGUCUGGCUCAUCUUCCUCAACGCCCCCGUUGUCGAGACCGACAUGUAUCUCGCCCUUGUCCACCGAGGCGCCUCGCCCGCCUACGCAAAGAUCCGAAACGAUACCUUUCGGACACUGACGACAGAUCCUCUAUUCCGCCGCCGUGUGAGUGAGGCAAGUCUGAUCCGCCUACUUAAUGCUGUCGCCUGGAAACUACAUGAUGUGAAAGAGGUGAGACGUCCUCGCAGUGGGCGACAGUCCCUGCCGUGCACAGAUAGCAGUGGAUCAAGACCUUCGACGUCUCAUACGGCGACGUCUUCUCCGGCUGCAAAGAAUAGAGCUCGGGCUCUGACUUUGACAACCGAAGGGGACUCCGAGGUGAAUGCCGUAGAGUCAGGCACAUAUGUACAGGGCAUGAACGUGCUGGCGGCGCCAUUCUUGUAUGCCGCUCGCAGCGAAGUAGAAGCUUUCAGUGCAUUUUAUCGUCUGUUGACCAAGGAGGUACCGGGCUAUAUUCGGGGAGCCAUGACUGGCGUUCACCACGGGUUGGAACUAGUGGACAAGGUGCUCGCCAUUGUCGACGUGAGACUUCACUUACACUUGGUCAACAAGGGCCUAUCCGCCAAGAUUUACGCUUUUCCUUCGGUCUUGACUCUUUGCGCUUGUACGCCGCCUUUACCAGAGGUCUUGCGACUAUGGGAUUUUCUAUUCGCUUACGGGCCGCACCUCAACAUUGUGUGCAUUGUUGCGCAGCUGGUCAUGAUGCGCCAUGAUCUGCUCAACUCGUCAAACCCAAACAAAUUGCUGCGAUCGUUUCCGGCUCUGGUGGCUGAAGACAUCAAGAAAACUGCUCUUGCUCUUGUCAACCGCCUUCCAGACGACGUUUAUGACGAGAUUGUGAAACAUGCACAGUGA
Pestalotiopsis fici W106-1 is the source of this 1404-nucleotide messenger RNA. RefSeq lists its product as uncharacterized. The coding region runs from base 1 to 1404 and encodes 467 amino acids. NCBI's taxonomy places the organism in Eukaryota, Fungi, Ascomycota, Sordariomycetes, Amphisphaeriales, Sporocadaceae. Gene Ontology annotation, biological process: activation of GTPase activity; negative regulation of septation initiation signaling. The record is from RefSeq and is a predicted model, not a curated record. The transcript is spliced from 3 exons. Gene Ontology annotation, molecular function: GTPase activator activity. Gene Ontology annotation, cellular component: mitotic spindle pole body.